Messenger RNA from Lycium barbarum (goji berry), 581 nucleotides. RefSeq lists its product as uncharacterized. Lineage: Eukaryota; Viridiplantae; Streptophyta; Magnoliopsida; Solanales; Solanaceae. The transcript is spliced from 4 exons. The record is from RefSeq and is a predicted model, not a curated record. Bases 1 to 486 code for a protein of 161 amino acids.
AUGCUGGCCUUUACUUCGGCUACUAAUAAGGGGCCAAAUAAAAUUAAAACAACCCCAAUUAAACCCUUCUCAUUUCUCUCUCUUUCCCUCUCACGUUUUUUAGGUCCCCCUCUCUCUAAACCUAUCCACAAUCUCGAGCACCAGUCUGAGGAGCCAAUUAUUGAGGAUGAUGAUGACGACGAUGAAGAUGAAGAUGAUGAGGAUGACAAAGAUGAAGAUGAUGCUGAAGGAGCUUGGUUAGCCUACAUCCAGAGGCGGAUCCAGGAUUUGAAGUUUCCGGGUGCCAUGCGUCAUUCAAUCAAUUUGGGCUUCGUCUUUUCGGGCUUUGAUUCGGGUUAUUCGUCUUUUCCUAUGAAACAUUUAUUUAUAGCAAUAUACAUAAGAGAAAAGCAUAAAACUUCUAAUAAUAUUACUAAUAUCAUAAAUAUCCAUCAUUCAUUUACAAUUGUCCUCGACGAGGUUUCAUCUUCUGAAAAUGAUCAAUGACGAUAUCAUUACUUACAUUUGUGAAUACAUCACGCUCUAUGUAACAAACUAAACAAUCAUUCAAAUAUUGAUCACCAAUGCUAUUCCGCACUUCA